AUGCUUUCAAACAAACAUCUAGUAACCGUAUGUGCCACUGCUUUUGCAUGCAAUAUGACAUUGCUUGUAAUCAUAGCAUUGUAUAAUGCACAGGAUAAAUGCUUUAUAACCAUCGAUCAACAAAAUGUCGCUGUGAACAUUCCGGAUACAUACCUCAGCGUGGGAAUAGAUGUUUCUGAAAUCCAAGAUUACCAUACGGUUGACUUCAGUAAUAAGCAAUUCAAGAAUCUCGCAUCUGCUUUAUCUCCCGCCCGAAUUCGGCUUGGAGGUACAAUGUCAGACCGUUUGAUUUUUAGCCCUGAUGAUAUUCCUUCAGUAUCCUGCAACCACUGUCCUUAUAAUACUGUAAAAGCAUUCUGUUCUAGUCUUAAAAAAGUCUGUAGACACAAGUUCCUCCCAUUUUUUGUUAUGACUGGCCCUAAAUGGAUCGAAAUCAACAAUUUUUGCAAGGACACCGGCCUCCAGCUUAUGUUCCCAUUGAAUGUACUACUACGUGAUGAUCAUGAGUGGAAUCUACAAAAUGCGAUGGAAUUAAUAAAAUUCUCAAAAUCUAAUAAAUUUGAUAUAGAUUGGCAGUUAGGCAAUGAACCUAACUCUUUUCGUCAUGUCUUUAAUAGGAGUGUAAACCCACAUGAUCUGGCACAAGACUUCAAAAAGCUAAGAAAACUCCUUAAUCAAUCUGGAUAUGAAGAUUCAUUGCUUAUAGGACCCGACACGACACGACCACAGGAAAGGCAGCCAUAUUGCCUGAAGUACAUGGUAGAAUUUUUGGGCAAUGCCUCUCAGUAUGUAAAUGUUAGGUCAUGGCAUCAAUAUUAUUUGAACAGUAGAACUGCAAAGUUAGAAGACUUUUGGGAUCCGGAUACUUUUGACCUUUUAGAUACACAGAUACAAACAAUGAAACGUCACACGCAGGAAUAUGAGUAUAUACCAAUGUGGCUAACGGAAACUAGUAGCUCGUAUGGUGGUGGUGCACCGGGACUAUCAAAUUCAUAUGCUGGCACACCAUUAUGGUUAGAUAAGCUGGGUCUUGCUGCUCGCAAUAACAUCACUACUGUGGUUAGGCAAAGCUUUUAUGGUGGAAACUAUAGUCUCAUUGAUAAAAACUUACAACCUUUGCCAGAUUGGUGGGUGAGUGUUCUGUAUAAAAAACUUGUUGGAAAUAAAGUGCUACGUAUAAACUGCCAUUGUUCUAGAUAUCAGCGAGUGUAUGCUCACUGUGCUAAUAGAAAGUAUACUAAUGACACCACGGCAAUAACAAUUUAUGCUGUCAACCUUGAAAUGAAGAAGAUGAAAUUUUUAUUAAAUGGAACCGCUUUAUCUGGAAAUCAUUUAAAUAUAGAUGAAUAUGUUAUAAGUGCUCCUCAUAAUGACAGAUUUACUAAAGUCAUUCUUCUUAAUGGGCAACCGUUGUACUACGAGUCUUCUACACCUGAUUUUGACCCCCACCAACGUGUUAAUGACAAUCACAUUCGGAUGCCACCAUAUUCUGUUGGCUUCUGGGUCGUCAAGAAUACGUCUCUAACAAUAUGUGAUUAA
Molecule: messenger RNA, 1539 nt
Organism: Leptosia nina
Lineage: Eukaryota; Metazoa; Arthropoda; Insecta; Lepidoptera; Pieridae
Source: the annotation of a GenBank genome assembly